Messenger RNA from Puccinia graminis f. sp. tritici CRL 75-36-700-3, 432 nucleotides. RefSeq lists its product as uncharacterized. NCBI's taxonomy places the organism in Eukaryota, Fungi, Basidiomycota, Pucciniomycetes, Pucciniales, Pucciniaceae. The record is from RefSeq and is a predicted model, not a curated record. The coding region runs from base 1 to 432 and encodes 143 amino acids. The transcript is spliced from 3 exons.
AUGUUGCUCAACAUCGAAGGAACGACGAGCUUGCUUGCCCAAGUUGUAACUCCCGGGACGUUUCUUGCCGCGCUCAUUACCUUGGACGGACGGGUUGUAGCCUACCACAUUCAUCCGAGUGCGAUCGUAGCCGACGAGGACGACGAACAGUCGGACGGGAGCGAUCAGGCGAAGAUCGCAGCUGCAAUCGCUAGCGGACUGUGGCGCGAGGACUGCUACGAUCGUCCCUUAUCAUCCAACUCUAAAACCGAAUUGGCAAACGAAGUUCGUAACUUGGAUGCCGUUUGUGAAUUGGGCCAAUUGCGUCUCAAUUUUACACCUCCCUUUCUACUCGUGCUCGUCGGAAAGGCCGGCUCAGUUUCUACGGAAACAUUAUCAAUGAAGGCCCAGUUACUACAGGAUCAGUUGAAAGGGCCAUUUUCCAAUAUUUAG